AUGGGGAAACGUUCUCCGGCGUUUUCAAUAAAAAUUCCCGAAAAUAAUUUUUUUUUCAAUCAUAUAUCAAAGAAAUCUUCAAUUACGCUUCCUAAAUUAUUACUUUGUGAAUCACCUGUUUCCCCACCAACAAAAUCUGACGAAGAAUUUGAAAUAGAAUUGGAUCGCUCAAGGAACGAGUUUAAUCAAUUCAAUAAGGAUUUGGAUGAAAAACAAGAUAAUGUAGAAGAAUGUAUAAUGGCAACACAAGAAAAAAUCUUCGAAAAUGAAGUUCGUUUAUCGAAACUACAGUUUUUUCAUAAUGAAGCACAUGAGGAAGUUAACAAUGAUCUAAAAAGGAUCCAAGAACAAAUUUAUGAGAUCCUUGACAAACAUCGAUGUUCGCGUUCUAAUGUGACUAACCUUUGUAAUAAUCAAACAAGAACUACUGAACAACUUGAUUAUAUGUUACAAGCUAUACAAGAGUAUGCUCGACUAAUAGAAGAAGCUAGCCUCACUAUUAAACAUUUUGGAGAUGUUGGUUCACCUAUAAAAUAUGAGUCACUAGAUUUAUCCCCAUUUCGACAAUUCGAGGGCAGCAUUUCCUAUUUCGACGACCAAAUUCACAAUUCAACACAUUCCACACAUUCCACACAUGGUGUUUCGCCAGUUACGAAAUCUUCAGAAUCUCUUGAGUCACCAAGCGCUUCUUCAUCAACUACCAAUACAGCCGCAACCACUCCUACAAGUUUUAUUACUGAUUCCUCUGAAUUUUCACCUCUUUCUCCUGAAGACCAAUCUCCAAAUAAACCGAUACAUCCGUUACCUCGCUAUCAAAUCAAACAUCAAAAAUUGUUGCUUUUAAGUAUGCGACGUGCAGCUGUAGGAUUAAAAUUCCUUUUAUAUGCCAACAAAUUAAAUGAUUAUAAAAAUGAUUGCCCAGAUAGCGAUUGUGACCUGGAUUUAGGAUUAUAUGAUGACUCAUUAACUGAAGAAGUGGUUACGACUACUUAUAAGGAUGUUAUUGUUCCUAAAAAAAGUGGAGAUGUGGAUGUGAAUUGUAAAAGCAGCAGUGAAUCUAAUAAUACUCCCGGAAAUAUAUGUGUAACUAUACGAAAAAGAUCGCAUAUUGUUCAUUCAUAUGAUCUACUGCGAUUCGACAAAAGAAUGUUAGUUAAACAGCAAGGAUGA
Messenger RNA from Diversispora eburnea, 1170 nucleotides. Lineage: Eukaryota; Fungi; Glomeromycota; Glomeromycetes; Diversisporales; Diversisporaceae. The record is from the annotation of a GenBank genome assembly.